AAACAAUGUGUUACAAACCUCUCCUGGAAUGGUCCUAUGCAGUGGCUUACCUUCACCUUCUAACCCUCUAAGUGCUGCUUCUAGGGAUGCCCAGAGAUAUAGUAUGCCUAGAUCUGUUUCUUUACCCGUUGAUGAACAGCAAAGGAUGCGAUACACUCAAAUGCUUUCUGGUAGAAAUGUUCAGCAAUCUGGUUUGCCUGUUCCUGGAAACUUACCUGUGGAUCGAGGUGUACGUAUGUUACCGGGUACUAGUGCGAUGGGGAUGAUGUGUGGGAUGAACUGGGGAAUGCCCUCCAUGCCUAGAGCAGGGUUUCAAGGAAUAAAUUCCCCAGGGAUGCUUAACAUGGUGCCUACUAGUGCGAUGCUUUUAGGAAAUGGUGUUACAAAUCCUGUCACUGCUCACCAAGGGAACUCAAUGUUGAGGCCUCAUGAUACUAUGCAUAUGCUUCGGCCUGGUUAAACUACUGAGGAACAUAGGCAGAUGACGCAAGAACUGCAAAUGCAGGUUUCUCAGGGGAGUGGUCCGGCUGUCGGCACUUUCAAUGGUAUGAGUGGCCCUUUCUCUAAUGCAUCUGUCUCUC
This is a messenger RNA of Dioscorea cayenensis subsp. rotundata (Guinea yam), 581 nucleotides long. RefSeq names its product chromatin modification-related protein EAF1 A-like. The record is from RefSeq and is a predicted model, not a curated record. The coding region runs from base 29 to 460 and encodes 143 amino acids. Lineage: Eukaryota; Viridiplantae; Streptophyta; Magnoliopsida; Dioscoreales; Dioscoreaceae. The transcript is spliced from 3 exons. Gene Ontology annotation, cellular component: NuA4 histone acetyltransferase complex.